Molecule: messenger RNA, 1821 nt
Organism: Pundamilia nyererei
Lineage: Eukaryota; Metazoa; Chordata; Actinopteri; Cichliformes; Cichlidae
Product: gastrula zinc finger protein XlCGF57.1-like
Exons: 2
Coding region: 220-1725 (501 amino acids)
Biological process (GO): regulation of transcription by RNA polymerase II
Cellular component (GO): nucleus
Molecular function (GO): DNA-binding transcription factor activity, RNA polymerase II-specific
Source: RefSeq, a predicted model, not a curated record
UUCAAAACACAGCAGAGGGCAAUAAAUGUUGUGAGGAAUCAUUUGAGUGUCCCGUUUCAAUCUGUAUCUUCCCCGGUGACGUAUUCAUGGAUGAACAGAAACGUAAGCGGCGUGAUCGUGAAAGGUGAUCGGCGGUGAUCGAUUCUGCCCAGGCCCGGUUUCAGCUCCGCCGAGCCUGCAGUUUAUUUUAAAGAAGAGAGCAAAGACACGGACACCAUCAUGAAUGAGGUGGAUUAUCUCCAUCAGCUGAAUGCCGACAGUCUGGCUGAGGAGAAGCCCGAGAUUAAACGGCAGCAGGAUGCUGAAACGAGCCAAAGCGCCGUGUUACCUGAAGAUGUCCGGCAGCUGCUGGUGAUUAAAGAAGUUCCUCAAGAUUGGAGCCCCAGGCGGGACCUGCAAGCCGCCGAGUUCCUCCACAUAAAGCAGGAGCAGGAGGAACCCUGGAGCAGUGAGGAGGGACAGCAGAUCAAUAGGUUGGAGGAGGCAGAUCUCAGCAGGUUACCGUUCACUAUUGUUACUGUGAAGACUGAAGAUGAUGACGAUGAAGAGAAGCCUCAGUGCUCAUAUCGUCAUCAAAGCCAAACAGAAGAAUCCACACAGACAGAGCCGCCUAUCGGCUGCUUAGCUAAACAGAUCAAGACGGAAAUUGAGGAAGAUGCAUAUGGACGACUGGAAUCAGUCUGGAGCCCAGAUCUAAAUUGUCAUUUAUUAGUAAAUAAUAAGAAAAAGACUUUAGACUCUUCCGAGACUGAAGUCAGUUAUGAAGAUGAGGAGGAGGAGGAGGAGGAUGUUUGGCAGGAACCUCUGUCAGAUUCUGGACCUGAAACUGAAGUGGGUGGUAUAGCGUGGAAGGAGAGUGUUGCAACUGAGCCUCAGUUUGUCAGUGAUGUUUGCGUUAAAACAUUUACACAACCGGAAUCUCAGAAGCGACAACGCCGAGGAGAGAAAUCACUGGCUUGUGCUGUUUGCGGUAAAACCUUCAGCUGCAAUACACAUCUUAAGAGACACAUGACCGUCCACACGGGAGAGAAACCCUUUAGCUGUGAAGCUUGUGGAAAAAGAUUUGGACUUGAGUUUACUCUUAAAACGCACAUGAGAGUCCACACAGGAGAGAAGCCAUUUGGUUGUGAAGACUGUGGGAAAACAUUUAGUCGUAACACUCAUCUUAAGAAUCACAUGCGAGUACACACACAGGAGAAACCAUUUAGUUGUGAUUCUUGUGGAAAGACAUUUAAAUUUAAGUAUAGUUUUAAAGUACACAUGAGGGUCCACACAGGCGAGAGACCUUUUGGCUGUAGUGUUUGUGGUAAAGGGUUUACAGAACAUGAAGGUCUGAAAAGACACAUGAGAAUCCACACAGGGGAGAAACCAUUUGGUUGUGAUAUAUGUGGGAAAAGAUUUGGACACCAGAAUGCUCUUAAAAGACACACCAGCGUCCACACAGGUGAGAAACCGUUUGGAUGCGAUAUAUGUGGAAAACGAUUUAACCGCAGCACACGAUUUAAGGAGCACUUAAGAGGCCACACGGGAGAGAAACUGUUCGGCUGUGACGAGUGUGGGAAAACAUUUAGUUCCAAUACACGACUUAAGAGACACAUGAGCAUCCACAGGAGAGACAAACAGUUUUUGUGUGGCGUUUGUGGUGAAAAAUGUUCAACAUCUGAACAGCUGAAGCAGCAUGAAAGUUCACACAUGUUACUGCAGAUAGAUACUGUAACACUGUAGGUUUUGUUGUGAAGUGUAUUUGUAUUAUUAACAAGCUUUACUUUUCUGCCCUCAUGUUUGUCUUCAUUGUACUUAAAAAAUAAACCAAAAACUAUC